Beta vulgaris subsp. vulgaris (sugar beet) is the source of this 758-nucleotide messenger RNA. RefSeq lists its product as uncharacterized. Lineage: Eukaryota; Viridiplantae; Streptophyta; Magnoliopsida; Caryophyllales; Amaranthaceae. The transcript has 2 exons. The record is from RefSeq and is a predicted model, not a curated record. Gene Ontology annotation, biological process: defense response. The coding region runs from base 86 to 511 and encodes 141 amino acids.
UCAAACCAGUCAUAACUGUUAAUUAAUCAAGUACUUGUAGAGUUUCUAUACGUCCAAAAUAUUCAAACGUUAGCUGUAUUCAGCAAUGGCAAAAGUAAUUGGAAUUCAUAGGAACACUCUAUUUCUCGUGUUCUUAGCAAUUUUUAUCUUCAGUGAUGCUGUUCAAGGCUUGACACAGGUGUGUGAUAGGCCCAGCCGUAAUCACGUAGGUAGCUGCCCGGACCAUAAAACCUGUAGAGAUGCAUGCAUGGCUGAACCAGACGGUCGUAUUUUUGCCGGUGUUUGUCAAACUACUACGUCCGUCAGUCAAAGUGACUUCACAGAAUGCGUGAAAAAUCGUAUGUCUCAACAUUUCGGUGGUGCAAUUGCAAAUCGCGGCGAUUGUUCUUCGCUAGUCGUUGAUGACGACGAACGAGCUUGCGAGAAAAUAUUGGACGAUGUUGAAGAAGAUUGCAGAACAGAAAACACAGUCAACACUGGUGAUCGUUGCACCUGCUCAUACAUCUGCUGAUCAAUAUUGCACAUGAUCACUAUCAUCAACUAUAAUUAAGAUUUAAGGCUAAGGGCAUAUAUAUAAAUGUAGCUAGCUAACCUUCAAUUCUGAUUUCUUUUCUUAUUUUUUCUGUUUUCUUUGUAUUAUUUCACUCGUAAAUCAUGGUUGUGUAACUUUAAUGAUAGAUUAUAGAUCUCUAUCAUUUAAUUAUUCUAUGUGCUUGGUUAUUUAUUGGGAGUUUAAUUAUUUGAUGUUGUUGUUAAGA